GGCAGAAAGAAGGAAGGUAAUGUCGGCGGUGGAAGAGGAGGUCGAGAGCGAAGGGACUUCGGAGCUGGAGUGCGGCAUCUGCUGCAUGCCUUACGACCGCUGCGGCCGCGCGCCCCGGCGGCUGGGCGGCGCGCGCGGCUCCUGGAAGCCCUCGCGCUGCCGCCACGUGAUCUGCAGCGCCUGCGUCUGCCAGCUGGCGCGCGAGGGCUGGUGGGAGGAGGUCACGUGCCCCUACUGCCGGGCCGUCACCUCCCUCCGCGAGCGCGGCAACCUGCUGGCGGCCGGCGUCAGGCGGAGCAGCGGCGGCUGGCGGCGCCGCCUGGUCCUGCCUCCCAUCGACGCCGAGCUCUGGCAGAGGGUCGUGCUCCGGGAGCGGGAACCGGAGCAGGCCGGCCGCGUGGAGCGCUUAGCCGGCGACGACGAAGACGACGGCGACGAGGAGGAGGAGGAGCAAGAGAGCGGCGGUGACGUGCAAUGGCGCCCCUGGCGGACGCUGAAGAGACUCCUCAAGGGAGGUGGCCAAGCGCAUGCGCGGGAUGGGAGAGGGCGGGCCCGCGGCGGCUCCGGCCCCACGUGGCGGAGGCGGCAACCAAUCAACCCCUACGGUUCUGAGACGAAGGACCUGGCCCUCGUGACUUGCUACGUCAUCUGAAAACCAACGGUCACUUUGAACGGAUGAACUAUGUUGUGGUCGGUUGCAUCGAGGGGACCGUCUAUCUGGGGAAGGCAGCAGCACCCUCUCCCUUUGAAAUACUCCUUUUGCAUUAUCGUCGACAGUGGCCUAAGAAGUAUCGACAGAAAUUAUUUCGCCUUCUCACUGUGAAAUGCAGAUGGUGAUAGAAGUUACAACCGAAGAAAGAAUUCUAUCAUCUUCCCCUUUUGGAAAAGUUAAAAGGGCUGGAUUUUUUUUUUUUUUUAUUCUUCGGAGAUGUUAAUAGCCUCCCCUUAAAGGCGUUCAUAAUUUAGACAAACUCGGACAUUAUUCUCUGGAAGUGCUUCUUCCUCAGAUACCCUGGCAAAAUAACAAUCCACGUGACUAAAUAUAUACAUAUAUUAAAUGAAUCCCUUUUUGACACGGGUCAUUGAUUCCUUAGAUGAAGCAGGACAAAGGAGUACUGGGCGAUCUAUUAUCAUCCUAGUUUGCGGUGUUUUUUCUUCCCAUCCAAGGCUGAAAUAUUUUGCCCGGCAUCUUUCCAACCCACAGAGAACCCGAUGAAGGUUUAAAACACCAUGAAGACCAAUUUAUAUUAAUCAUCGUCUCUGGAACGACGGGGCAAUGGGCCUUCUGCCCCUGAAGUAGAAUGGACGUUUCUGCUAGGAAUUUUAUUUAUUUCUCUGGUUGGAUUGGAACCUCCUUCGCAUCCAGAGACCUGAAAUGAAAGAAAGCCGAUCAAAUGUGACUUUUAGCAAUAUUUCUGGUGUGUAGGGGGAGGAGCUUUCUCUUGGUUUCUUAGAUGAGGAACUGAAAUGAAAGAGGUCCAAAGUCACAGUAGCUCCUGAGGAAAUAACAUCCUUUUCAAAGAUAAAUGUCCUCUUGUGAUUGUUUUCGACAAGAUCACUCCGAGUUGCGUCUUUUGUCAGGAUGGUUUUCUUUGCUUGUACAGAUUAUGAACUAAAAAACCCGGUCCUUUUUCUGUGCAUGAAGGCUUUUUGCCUCUGGAGACGGAGAUUGUGCGACCUUGUCAGGCGUCGAGUUUCAAAUGCUGUAUCUAUAUAUUUUUGAAAGAAUCCAUUUCUGUGAAAUGUGUUUUGAACCCCUUCCUAACUUAAUAUUUAUAUUCUGCUGUCAUCGUUUGGCAGUUGUUAAGUUAUUUGAUGUUAAAUAAAAGACGUAGGAUUUUAAAGGUUUGCUGGCGACAUGAUUGAAAGGGAGUCCCUCUGCGGCCGAGGUAGAAACGCACCAGCUGGCGUUUGUGGUUUUCAUAGUUGGCAUCGAUAAAGUUCCCCAGGCCCCGUGCCACGAUGGGUCUCCUCCUCCUUUAACAACGGGCGAAGAAAGGAACUAUAAAGAAUUUUGGAAUUGCCACCAUCUUCCUGCAGCUUCUAGGUUGAUUCAGGUGGAGAAGCUCGGCAGGCAUUCAAAUCCUGAUUUCUCCAUAGAAGAGAUUGCAGCACGCUUCCUCCGACCAUAUCCUGUUUGUUCAACACUCUGGACCUAUAAUCUUCCUCACCUCGCGUGACCUACCUGCAAUGGAGGUGCUGCUUUGGAUAUGGACUGUGUGGGAGGCCACUGAGUCACUCAACGUGAGGCGACACCCUGGCCCUGGGGCUUCGUGGCGGGCCACUUUUUUGCCAACCCCAACCGAGGGAUGUGUGACUCAAGUUUUUGGAGGCUAAAAACAGCCUCUCAUUUCCAAACAGCCAAUUGGGAAAACGCCUUGGGGGGGUGAAGCUAAUUGGACAAUCGGCCCCCCAAUUUAGAGGGUUUCGUCUUGGGGGAACCCUGGAAGCCUCCAGAUUUCUGAAGAAGACUCAUGAAAUUGACAAUUUGGGUAGAAAUUGGGGCUGAGGAACGUGUCCUAAGAGCAAAACGAAGUGCUGCGUCAGUCCCCACCUUCCUCCCUGGGCUUGCAAUUAGUUGUACACAUCAUUAAGAUGGAAACUUUUACAGCGAUUAAAUCUGUGGGCUGUGGCUGUAGGACACUUGAACCACGCUCAACCAGUUUCCCCGGCUAAUUUUUAAAAAUUGCCACAAUAGGCUGGCCCCAUAAUGUGCUACAUAAAGGCUGUCCUUGACUUACGACCGGUUGCUGGCUUAUUGUUCUAAGUUACAAAAGAAAAGACACCCCCCCCCC
Molecule: messenger RNA, 2795 nt
Organism: Thamnophis elegans (Western terrestrial garter snake)
Lineage: Eukaryota; Metazoa; Chordata; Lepidosauria; Squamata; Natricidae
Product: RING finger protein 227-like
Exons: 2
Coding region: 20-652 (210 amino acids)
Biological process (GO): protein ubiquitination
Molecular function (GO): ubiquitin protein ligase activity
Source: RefSeq, a predicted model, not a curated record